UCUGCUUCUGCGCUGCACAAUGUCCAGCUUUUUAGCUGGGGAACUGAAUUUGAGUUCUAAAGUGUUCGAGCCUUUCCUGAUAAAAUCACGUCUGUGUAUCUUGGAUCUGCAAGAAAGGCUACUGACGAAUGCUCGCUAUGGUGAUGUUUUUUGCGUAGUCUACUUUUUGAUUUAUCGAACAUCGACUACUAGUCUGGGAAAGCAAAACCACGAAAAACACCCAGAAUCCUGCUGGAAGAUAAAGUCUUUUUUUUUUUUUUUCCCUGGCGAGUUUCAUAACUUGCCGACUGCGGUGGAGAAUCCGGAUUACGACAGUUAAACAACAGUGACAGAAGACUAGCCAUCAUGGAACCGCCGACAUCGCCAAAGAUUCAAAAAGUUAUACAUGUCACCUACCUCAUCGUGGCUAUAGACAUAACCUCGCUCUUCCUGCAGCUUUCAGUAACACCGUAUCUCGCAAAAAAGAUGGGAUUUGACACACUCUGGUUUGGAUACCUGCAGACAACUGUGGGCGUGAUGCAGCUCCUGGGUGGCCCUGUGUUUGGCAGGUUUGCAGAUAUAUUUGGAGCACGUGCCGCUCUCUCUCUGUCCUGCUUUGCAUCAAUGGUUUCUUUUCUGCUCUUAGCAGCAGCAGACAGCACCAUAUUACUCUUUCUGCACAAACUACCGGCUGUUUUCAUGCAUGUCCUCCCAGGAUCACAGAUGGUUGUGGCAGACCUGUCUGAAAGUGGAAAACGGGCAGAGGCCCUGGCAAAGCUUGGUCUGUGUUUUGGAAUUGGCAUGAUUGCUGGCUCAUCACUGGGAGGCACCCUCAGCACACACUAUGGGGAGAAGUUUACAGCAUGUGUGGCUGCUGGUGGUAGUUUGGUCAGUCUACUGCUGGUGCUGAAAUUCAUUCCUAAGCACACCAAAAAACACGCCACAAAGCAGAGCAAUGGAGGUGGAGCUGGCUCUGUGUUUAACUUAAAGGAGAUCAUCAGGUUAAUGAAGUUUCCAGGUGUUGCAAAGACUUUCACUGUAAAGAUCAUCUCAGGACUUCCAUCAGGUAUUUUUCAGGUCAUGUUCUUCAUUAUUGCUAUAAACGUUUUCCAGUUACAGCCAAAGCAAAAUGGUUACCUGAUGGCCUACUUCGGUUUAGUGCAAAUGGUGAUUCAGGGUGCUGUUAUUGGACGACUGACGGCCAGAUAUUCAGAGUACUCUUUGCUCCGUGUCACAGUAGGUCUCAGCAGCUUUGUGGGACUUGCACAGGCCCUAACCACCAAUGUGUUCCAAUUCUGUUUUGUUGCUGUGCCAAUGAUGUUCUGUACCAGUGUGUUCAAUGUUAUCACAGACAGUAUCCUAACAAAGAGUGUCCCAGCAUCUGACACAGGUGCCAUGCUGGGUUUGUGCGCAUCUGUGCAGUCUUUCAUGCGCACGGUUGGGCCAACCAUUGGGGGUUUCCUCUACGAGACAUAUGGCGUGGCAUCAUUUGGAUAUACUCAGUUCAGUGUCAACAUCAUUGUCUUUAGUCUGCUGCUUAUAUCCCACACCAAGAGAAACCUAUAGUCAUUAAUGGAUAUAUUACAAAAUAUACAUGCUUUCGCAUUAAAUUACUUUCACAUUAUACACCAUAUUAUAGGUACUGCCAGGAUCAAUAAUUUGUGUUUAGUUAUAACUCCUUUAUAAUUCAGUUAUAACGCUAACCCUAGCAUUUAUAGUCAUUCCCAUUUAUCACAUAGCUAUUUAAGUAGUAUUUAGGCAGUAAAUUUGAAUCUUUCUAUUUAAUGGUUUGAUAUGGUUUGGCUUUGACUGACUAAUUAUGCUAAUCAUAUGAGGCAAUGUGAUACAUUUUCAUAUAUGUAAUACAGUUAACAUUUGUUACACU
This is a messenger RNA of Electrophorus electricus (electric eel), 1864 nucleotides long. RefSeq names its product solute carrier family 67 member 1 (gene slc67a1). NCBI's taxonomy places the organism in Eukaryota, Metazoa, Chordata, Actinopteri, Gymnotiformes, Gymnotidae. Gene Ontology annotation, biological process: transmembrane transport. Gene Ontology annotation, molecular function: transmembrane transporter activity. Gene Ontology annotation, cellular component: nuclear envelope. The record is from RefSeq and is a predicted model, not a curated record.